Molecule: messenger RNA, 1074 nt
Organism: Cricetulus griseus (Chinese hamster)
Lineage: Eukaryota; Metazoa; Chordata; Mammalia; Rodentia; Cricetidae
Source: RefSeq, a predicted model, not a curated record
AUGGGUACCCCAGAAGAUGUUUACAGAAAAGAUCUGAAGAUGAUCCAUGGGUGUCCUAUGGUCUAUGCUUUUGCACUCAAUUGGGAAAGGAUUGAAGAGUUCCAGAGCAGACCAGAUGACCUUGUGAUAACCACAUACCCUAAAUCAGGUACUACUUGGAUUAGUGAAAUUGUUGACAUGGUUCUAAAUGAUGGAAAUGUAGAAAAAUGUAAACGAGAUGUUAUUACUGCUAAAGUUCCAAUGUUGGAACUGACUAUUCCUGAACUACAAAUAUCAGGUGUUGAACACUUGAAGACAAUGCCAUCACCUCGGAUUAUAAAGACGCAUCUACCAGUUGAUCUACUCCCUAAAUCUUUCUGGGAGAACAACUGCAAGAUGAUUUAUCUGGCUCGAAAUGCUAAGGAUGUUGCUGUCUCAUAUUAUCAUUUUGAUUUAAUGAAUAGUGUACAACCUCUGCCUGGCACCUGGGAAGAUUAUCUGCAGAAAUUCAUAGCUGGAAAUGUGGCUUAUGGUUCAUGGUUCAAUCAUGUUAAGAGUUGGUGGGAAAAGAAGCAAGAGCAUCCACUACUUUUCUUAUACUAUGAAGAUUUGAAACAGAAUCCAAAGGAAGAAAUAAAAAAGAUCGCCAACUUUCUACAAAAGAGAUUGGAUGAGGAGACCUUGGACAGGAUAAUCCAUCACACUUCCUUUGAAAUGAUGAAGGACAACCCCUUGGUCAAUUAUACCCAUCUGCCCUCAUCAAUGAUGGAUCACAACAAGUCCCCAUUUAUGCGAAAAGGUGUUGUUGGUGACUGGAAGAAUUACUUCACAGUGGCCCAAAAUGAGAAAUUUGAUGUCAUCUAUAAGAAGGAAAUGUCUGGAACAAUGCUUAAGUUCUUCAAAGAGAUUCAAAGUGUUGAAGCUUCAACUUGAAUAUAUGAUUUUUUGGAAUAGUAACUUGACUUGGAAGUCAAAUGGAUUCGUGAAGGAGAAACUGAUUAAAUAUGUCCUAAACAUGCCUCAGCAAAUAAUAUUUCAAAUUAUCUAGUGCCAUGGUCCCUUGCUAUAUUACUUUUAAAAGAGUACUUUUGCAAA